Messenger RNA from Aureobasidium pullulans EXF-150, 2260 nucleotides. RefSeq lists its product as uncharacterized. Bases 258 to 2147 code for a protein of 629 amino acids. The record is from RefSeq and is a predicted model, not a curated record. The transcript has a single exon. NCBI's taxonomy places the organism in Eukaryota, Fungi, Ascomycota, Dothideomycetes, Dothideales, Saccotheciaceae.
CCCCAACGUCAGCAGCCAACACCAACACCACAUUAUCCUCAACGUCGACAACCAACUCGACCACCACAGUGAAUGUUCCUUCGAGCACUGGCUUAACUACCUUCUUGGCUUCUUCAACGCUCUGGAGCAGUAGUACAUUAUUGACUUCGUUCUCAACGUCUACAACCGGUAUCAAUGCCACAGUGCCCUUUCCUACAGAUACCGGCUCAGCCAUAUCCUUGACUACAUCAUUGAUUAGCACCGACUUGACUUCAUCAAUGCCAUCAACUUCAGCAACUUCAACAACGAGUGUUACAGGGAGUAACAGUACCAGCGAAACGACAUUGACCUCAUUGUCGUCGAAUAGCAGUACCAAUAUCACCCUUAUUCCAGCAACUCUCAGCAGUGGCUCAAUCGUUGAGACAUCCACGAUCACAUCGAAGAUCAGCGGCAGCGGUUUCGGAACCACAACAACGUCGCUGUCCCAGACAUCCACGACCACUGGAAUUCCUGUCGUCACCAACGGCCAAUGCAAAGGCUCAGACUGCACCGAUGGUGAGUGCACAGGAAUUCUGUGUGUCUCGUUGGGGUGCUCUGGAUCAGGCUGCUCGAAUGGCAUCUGUACAGGACUCGACUGUAUUUCGCUUGGAUGCAUAGGCACAGGAUGCAAAAAUGGCGUGUGUACCGGGUCGUGCGUCACAUCUGGCUGUGAAGGCUCUGACUGUGAGUCCACCACUGGCGAAUGCUCUGGCUCGGACUGUAUCAGUGUUGGAUGCUCUGGCUCCGACUGCGAUAGUAGCACUGGUUCUUGCAGUGGACCAAACUGCACGACCAAAACAUGCAGCGGUUCCGGCUGCGAUAAGGGAGUUUGCGCUGGCUUGGGUUGUGACGAUGAGGGCACACAGACCGGCAGUGGCACUGAUGCUACUACAGGCAAUCCAGACUCGCCAACAUCAAGCCAGACUCCAUCAUCGAGCUCUUCUUGCAGGACACAGACGGCAAGCCUGUGUGUAGCCGCCUGCUCAGUUACUGCCAUUGCUGUCAACUCAACGACCACUUUGACUACCAGCUGCUAUACGACUGCGUGCAGUGCAACGAUAGCAUGUAGUGUUGAGGCUACGACCACAUCUUCAUUCACCACCUCGAUUUCGACUUCAAACGGAGCUUGUAUGACAGUCAUACCGUUUUCCGGCAUUGCAAGCUCAGGCUCGGUCGUUUCGACGUCGUACACUGCUACUGAGAUUACCUACACCAUCUCGACGGUGACGGCUAAGAGCGCUUCCUCGACGGGCAUGGGUACAAGCUCAGACAGUGCAGUCACCCUUUCGACUACAAUGACUAACAGUACUCUCUCGACCAGCACGGAUUCGAGCUCGAGCGGUACGAUUACUAGUUCUGCUACAACGAGCUCGUCCAUGACAUCAAAAACUGCCAGCACUGUCUCCUGCACCUAUCAAGGCGCAGAUCCCGACAAGGGGAUUGACGGGUUUUGCAUAUGCUCCAGUUCAAGUUAUUCAGUACUGAAAGGCACAUCGGGCAACAUGUGUGCAUAUACGGCCCUCCCCACAUCGACAGCCGUGGUUACAGCCUCUGCUCAGUAUACGACAACAGACGACUGCUAUGCGUGCACAGUAUAUGGGCCGGCCAGCCAAGACUGUGCCUCCGUGUCUGAUUGCACUCCAACGUCUACGACGACUGUUGCUACGACCUCUGCAUCGACGACUACCACAAUAGCAUCGGCCCGGGUCACAUGUACUCUAUGGACUGAUUGUCCCGCAUGCCCGGAUGGAGAGAGUCCACUCUGUGGAGGGCUUGCGGGCCAGGAGAGCUGCGGCUGCUUAACAGAGAGUAGCAAUUCCAGACUUCGACGAGACGGUCAAUUAGAAGCGGAAUCCAACGACUCUGACUUCAGUAAGCUAGACAACCCCCUUGCUAAACGAGCCGAUGUUGUUGGGGAUGCUUUGUCCUGUCCAUAUUCACCACCCGCACAAGACACGUAUUGCACCUAUUUCGGUCUCAGCAAGCGUGCAAAUGCCGCAAAAGAAAUCAACUUGCCAUGGGCCAGCGCGUUAAAAUGGUCCAACUACCCUCAGUGUCCAAACACCGGCACCAAGGGCAUAACGCAGGUGCCCAAGGUAAGCUCUAAACAUGUUGCUAUUUAUCAUUGAAACUGAUCGCCUUGCAGUUCUACCACCCCGCAGGCGCUUCUACUGCCCAAAAUGGAAUCCAAAAUUAUGACCCAACAUCGUCGCAGAGCGCCUCUACUAAUGGCCGAAUUGCG